CCGGACAGGAUUAGGCGCCGGACAGAUUCCGUUGACAUUGCUGAGGAGGAGGAGGAGGGGACAGGACUGGCGUUACCAAACUUGAAGGAUUCACUGAAGGGAGCCGCAGCUCACUGGCAGCCCGCUUCUUAGCUGUAAUAUUAGGGUUCAGCGGAGUCAUGUAUCGGCGGCCGCUGCAGUCUGCCGUCAGAAACUUUGCAAAUGUGUCCGCGUCCAGAGCCGCCUACGGAAAGGUGUUAGACCAAGAAGCCUGUUUCGUCAGAGCUUUAGCAGCGUGUCAGCUGGCCAGAGUCCCCUCUCCUUGUUUAACACCAUGUCGGUCCCUGCACUUGAACACACAGCUCUACAGCGUGAAGGAGACGCCCCAGCACACAGAGGAGGAAGUUGGGGCCUUCACAAAGCUCAUUGAGGCCAUGGGCUUCACUGGACCUCUCAAAUACAACAAAUGGAAAAUCAAGAUUGCUGCCUUGCGGAUGUACACAUGCUGUGUAGAAAGAGUCAAUUAUGACGAGUUCUCUGAAAAGUGCUCCCUCCCCGACACACUCAACUCCUGGUUCCUGGUCGCCCAGCUGCACGUAUGGAUGUGUUUGGUUCGGAUGCGUCAGGAGGGCAGAGCAGGGAAGUACAUGUGCCGUUACAUUGUGCACUCCAUGUGGGAGGACGUAGAGCAGAGGAGCAAAAUCCUGGGGAUCGAUGCGACCCAUAGAAAGGAAGGCAUGAAACUGAUGACGGAGACGUUCUACGCUGCUAUAUUUGGAUAUGAUGAGGGAAUCCUGUCUGACGACUGUGUGCUGGCAGCAGCUCUGUGGAGAAACCUCUUCAACAGAGAGUGUGAAGACCCCAAACAGCUGGAGCUCAUGGUGGAAUACGUACGCAAACAGAUGCAGUACAUCGAUGCUCUGGACGGGGAGGACCUGCUGCUGACAGGAGAGGUGAAGUGGCGCCCUCUGACGGAGGAGAAUGCUCAGAGCAUCCUGAAGGUGGCCACACCAACGUAUAACGACACCGGACUGUGAGAUGAAGAGACAGACUCCUGUUUCCUCUAAUCCAAAGUCCUCUUCUCUGACCUCUUCUCCCCCAAUCUGUCCCCUCCCUGUUCCAGAGUUUGUCUCUCUUCCUUUCUUCUUCCUCUUGUAAUCAUGCAGCCUGUCCCCCUCCUCCUUCUCUGUACUCUUCUCCUCCUGUCAGGAGGGAUUUUAAAUUUGACAUUAAGUCUUUUGCUGUCCUUUAUGUCUGCUUCUUUUUCUUACUUUCCUCUCAGUACCCAAACCGUUUUUCCUUUCUCCCUUCAGAAGUCUGUUUCUGGAGGUCCAGUAUAGCCAAGAUAGACAGUCAGGGAUAUUUUCACACGCAGACCUUCACAGAAAUCCAUAAAUCAUUAAAAACAAGCCAGCCAAAAACCAGGAAAUGCUGUGCAUCAUCAUCCUGAA
Molecule: messenger RNA, 1430 nt
Organism: Notolabrus celidotus (New Zealand spotty)
Lineage: Eukaryota; Metazoa; Chordata; Actinopteri; Labriformes; Labridae
Gene: uqcc1
Product: ubiquinol-cytochrome-c reductase complex assembly factor 1
Exons: 9
Coding region: 159-1016 (285 amino acids)
Biological process (GO): mitochondrial respiratory chain complex III assembly
Cellular component (GO): mitochondrion
Source: RefSeq, a predicted model, not a curated record